AUGAUCUCAAGCACAAACCCUUAUAGAGGAGGCCAGGUCCUCCAGAGAAUAUUUGCGUCCCGGCCUGGAUUGUUUCAGGCUCGCACGACAAGAGCCGGACGUGCUGCCCUGGCGGCUCUGGCCCCUGCACCCGCAGGGAGCACCUGCCAGCAGCUCCUUGGCAGCUGCACCCUGUGCCAGCUGUACCAGCGCUGACGCUGUCCUCAGGCCCUGGGAAUGCACCCGGCAGCUUCCAAAAGUCCCCAGUGCCCUUGCCUUGCCUGCUGAGCUCUGGGGACCCAGCUGAGGAGCUUCUGCUUGGUGACUAUAGGACACAUGUCAACAACCACGACGAUAAUAGAUGGUAAGAACGGCUCCGUUCCCUCGUCAUCCAUGAGAGUGGGCAAGAAGUCAGUGACAGAAGACUUUGUGAACACCUUCAGCUCUCCAGCAGCAUGGCUUCUUGUUGUUGCUCUGAUUGUAACCUGGUCAGCAGUGGCUAUUGUAAUGUUUGACUUGGUGGAUUACAAAGACUUAGCAGCAAGUUUAGCACAACAUUGCGAUGAUCCCUGUUUCCCACCUGGAAGAUCUGUUCACAAGCUCAGCACAGAACCACUGAGAAUCAUUCAUGAGACACUGGAAGAGUCUUCUGAUUGGAUUUAUGGCUUUUUUUCUUUACUGUCUGACAUCGUAUGGAGUGAUGAUGAUGACAGUGAUGAAGGUGAAGUGGAACCUUCCCUGAAAAAAGAAAUUCAAAAACAGAAAACUGAGAGACCUGAAAAACGAACACCAGCAAAGGCAACACAGAGAGACAAACCUGAAAAACAAGAAAAAACUGAGAGGAAGGAGCCCCCAAAGGUGACAAGUAAAGACAAACUGGAAAGACAAGAAAAACCUGAAAAAAAGGAAAGGCAUGCAGCUGUUCACAAAGAGAAACCUGAAAAGCCAGAAAAACAAGAAAAGAAAGCACCAUCUAAAGUAACUCAAAAAGAUGCACCUGAAAGACAUGAAAAAACUGAAAGGAAACCUCCUCCCAAAGAGGAGAAGAAAGUAAAGAGCACUAAAGUGGAAGCAAAAGUCAAAAAGGAAGUGAAGGAUGGAAAAGGAGAAGCAAAGAUGGCAGAGAAGGUCAAGCAGGCAGAGACAAAAACAACAGAAACUGGGCUAAUAAAGGCCAAAACGAAAGUUAAGGAGGAGAAAGCUCUUCAGACUGUAACUAAAUCGGACAAGAAAGAUCAAUAUGCAUUCUGUCGCUAUGUGAUUGACAUGUUUGCACAAGGGGAUUUUUAUCCAGCACAUAAGGAAUUUGCACCACCUCGUCUUCUUCUAGAACACAGUCCAAGAAAGAAACCAGCAGCUAUUGAAGAGAGAAAAGAGGAGAAGAAAAAGAGUGAUGAAAAGAAGACUAUGACUGAAACUGAGGUGAAAGAAAAAACAGGAAAAAAGGAGAAAGCUCAUGAGAAGACAUCUGUCCCUGAAAUUAAAAAAGCAGGGACUCACUGCCAUGAAAGGCACUGUAUAAGCUUAGAGGGAUUUUUUCUUACAGAUAAAAAAGAAGCUGCUGUAUCCAAAGAACUCAAAAAGCCAGCAAAAGCUCCUGCAGCCAACCCAGCCAUCAAAAAAACAGCAGCACCAGAUCCACAGAAAAAAGAAAAAAUAAUGGAAUCUGCAGCAGUAGAAACUCCAAAGUCAAAAGCAGGACUUGAGAAAAAAGAAGGAAAAACAACUAAGGCAGCAGUGCAAGAUAAACCAAAGAUGAAACAAGGAAAUCCUGGGAAAGAUAAAGAAUUGAAAUCUCCAGCUGCCACGAAAAAUAAAGAUCUUGCUAAAGUAAAGGAAGGGAAGAAUCCUACAUCUUUAAGAGAAAAAGAUUCCCUGAAGGUAAAAAAUCUCAAAAAUCCAGAGAGCAUAAGAGAAAAAGAGACUGGAAAAAGAAAAGAUGUGAAGCCUCCAACAGCCUUAAAGGAAAAAGACUCUUCAAAACGAAAAGAAAUUAAGGCUUCAAAUAAUCCUAAGGAAAAAGCUGCAGUGAAAAAGGAGGGGGAUAAGAAAGCUACCUCAGAGAACACGCAUGAACACAAGCAUGAACGUGUUAAACGUGAAAAAGCUGUCUCUCAGAGCAAGCCAGAGGAGAAAAUGAAACAACAAAAGACAGCUCCCACUGAGAAGUCAGCCCAGGCAAAGCCAGCAAAGCAUGAAGCAAUCAGACAUGAAAAAGAUGUUCCCCUUACAAAACCAGAAAAAACAACUACGCAGAAACAGCUGAAAGAUGAAAAAGCUAAAGAAUGUGUCCCACCAGUAAAAGAAGAUCCACGACAUCAAAACCUGACAUCAGCUCCUGUCCGCUACUUUCAAUGUGUCUUCCUAAAUGGACCUAAUGGAUUUGGGCUGCAAUUUCCAAUUAAUUCCCCUUCAAACAAGGAAGAAAAGACUCACUCAAAGACUUCCAAGAGAAAAACAAGGAAACCGGGGCAGUAG
Zonotrichia leucophrys gambelii is the source of this 2457-nucleotide messenger RNA. RefSeq names its product triadin (gene TRDN). Gene Ontology annotation, biological process: regulation of cardiac muscle cell membrane potential; regulation of release of sequestered calcium ion into cytosol by sarcoplasmic reticulum; heart contraction. Gene Ontology annotation, cellular component: junctional sarcoplasmic reticulum membrane; sarcoplasmic reticulum; plasma membrane. Lineage: Eukaryota; Metazoa; Chordata; Aves; Passeriformes; Passerellidae. Gene Ontology annotation, molecular function: signaling receptor binding. The record is from RefSeq and is a predicted model, not a curated record.